GCUUUGACAGUAAAUAAAUUCUUCGCCCAAAAUCGAGUCGGACAGUAGUAAAAAAUACAUCACAGCAAUCAAGAUUGUGUAAAAGCCACGCCCAACGAUGGCGAACCGUGCGCCCAUGCUGCGAAUCGGGCAGCAAGAUCUAAAGUGCCGACAGGGCUGCGGCUUCUACGGCAACACACAGUUCGAUGGACUCUGCUCGAAAUGUUUUCGCGAGCGCAACGAUAAGCAGCGGAAAAAGCAGAGAGCCAGCGAGGAUCAUGAAGCGUUGAACACUGGCGCCAGUUCUGCCGGCGGAACCAUGGAGCGCAAGUCGCCGCAGCAUUCGCUCUCGCUGGGACGUGCCAAAACCAAGAAGCAACCCGACAAAGAGCAGCCACACAGCGAGACACCAACGGCCAGCACAAUGCCCAGGAAGAAGUUCACUGUGCCCGCUGUGCUGCAAAAGACAUUGAAAAAUAAAUUGGUAGUCCCACAACAGCCGCGUGUGCCAAGUGCCACCGAGAAGCAGUUUAUGCUGCAGCUGCGUCAGCUGCGCAUACCGGACGAUGCUAAGCGGAAGCUGAAAAGCGAAAUCCAGCGACUAGACCACGAGAUACGCAAAUACAUGAACAACAACAGUACCAAAAAUGUGGAUGAGCUGUCCGAUCUCGUGCAGAAUGCCUACACCAGAGUCGCGGAUAUUGUACACAACGAUCAACGCUUCGAGAUUGCCACCAACGAGGAUCGCGAUAGUGCCAUAGACUUCUACGAGAAAGUUGUGAUGACACAGAAUCACAAUCUCCUAUUUAGUCCGUACUUCACCACAGACGAAGAGAGCGAUAUAAAGGUCCAAAAGCGCAUACGACAAUUGAGCUGGAUAACGGCCAAGCAUCUAGACUGCAGCAUUGAUGAGGUCAAUGCGGAGGCGCGUGAUUUGGUCUACAAUGCCAUAUCGGAACUGGUGGGGAUCGACUCCUACUAUUCUCCGCAGGAGAAGCUGCUCUGCACGGUGCGUUGCUGUCGUCACAUUUUUGAGCUAUUGAAGCGUUCCACGGGCGGACCGGCCAGUGCAGAUGACUUCCUGCCGGCGCUUAUCUUUGUGGUGCUCAAAGCGAAUCCCGUCCGUCUGCACAGCAACCUGAACUUUGUCAAUCGUUUCACAAACGCCUCGCGUGUCAUGAGCGGCGAGGGUGGCUACUAUUUCACCAAUCUCUGCUCGGCCAUUGCCUUCAUUGAGAAUCUUAAUGGUGAGAGUCUGAGCAUUGGCGCCGAGGAGUUCGAUGCUUUGAUGUCUGGCGAACAGACUUACAGCACACCAUGGGAGAGCGCCCUGUUGGCCUGCGAGAGCCUGCAUCUAAUAUCUGAGAAUAUGAAAUGCAUGGAACAGCUUCAGAAACGUAACUCGGUUAUUAGCACGGGCAUUAAAGACUUUGAGCGCGAGCUAAUUGAGUUCCAGCGCGAGGUGACUGAGAAGGUGGACACGGUAAUGGCCAAGGCGCCGCUAACACUGCUGCCCAUUAAAACGCCGCCGUUUCUUAUAAGCCAGGCGCGCGCCCAUUUGGCACAGGAUGGCGUAGAAGCCGCUGCUGGCCACUACCAGUCAAAUCUAGUCAGUGGUGGGCUAGGUCAGCACCAGUUGACAGCUAAGGGUAAGGAAAAGGAACUCGCUACGCAGGAGAAUUCGUACUUGGAAGCGGCGCAUACCUUGGCACUCAAGGGCACCAGUAUUGGCUCUGUGGGACGCCUGUCACCGCUGCAUCAGAAUCUGCCGCAACCAGAUCAGCUCUUUGCCUCGCCCAUAUUCAAUUACACACCCUUUGAUGCAGUCUCGCUGCUGGAGGAAUCAUCCGAAAAUGGGGACGUGUUGAUGCUAGGCUCGGAAUUCCAGGGUGGAUUGACAAACAUCAACUACGACUUCGAUUUGUCUGAUCAAAGCGGCGAGAACAGCGUCGCAGAUGAGUCCAAAUUGAAUCUUGAUGAAUUUGAUCCGCUUGUGCAGCAGCGACAGCACAUCGUACAUACCGUUCCGAGCAGCGCGGCUGAGCUCAGCCUGCUGGACACCACAACGGACAGUUUAAUAGACAGCGAUGUGCCGCUCGCAGGUGUACUCUUGCCAUCCCCACUCAAGCCGGAGGUGGCCAAUUAUCGUGGGUUCUCCAAUUUUGAUAUUCCAAGCAUUUCCUGCAACACCGGGGACUUCAGUUCGCUCAACCAGGACGUCAACGAUCCUGGUGUGCCAGCUCCAAGCAACAAAUAAAUGUACUCGCCGCUCGUGCCCACUUGUAAAUAGCGUUGGAUUUUAAUUGCACAUAUUUAUUUAAGGACUUUAUUUAAUAAACUUAAAACUAUUGACGAUUUCCAAAUAUCAGCAGGAUAA
Drosophila montana is the source of this 2356-nucleotide messenger RNA. RefSeq names its product Rabaptin-5-associated exchange factor for Rab5 (gene Rabex-5). Gene Ontology annotation, molecular function: guanyl-nucleotide exchange factor activity; small GTPase binding; DNA binding. Lineage: Eukaryota; Metazoa; Arthropoda; Insecta; Diptera; Drosophilidae. Gene Ontology annotation, biological process: vesicle-mediated transport. The record is from RefSeq and is a predicted model, not a curated record. The transcript is spliced from 3 exons. The coding region runs from base 98 to 2236 and encodes 712 amino acids. Gene Ontology annotation, cellular component: endocytic vesicle; cytosol.